Molecule: messenger RNA, 351 nt
Organism: Lactuca saligna
Lineage: Eukaryota; Viridiplantae; Streptophyta; Magnoliopsida; Asterales; Asteraceae
Source: the annotation of a GenBank genome assembly
AUGAUGACUAUUGAUCCUAGAAUUGAAACCGGGAAGUUAUUGACCAAAGAAGAUGCAGGAGUACUUAUACGAGAAGAUAAAACUCUUGUUUCUCCUUCCACUAAGAAACGAAGAGUUGAAGACAUGACAAAGAGGAUUUCUAAGAAGACUAAGAAGACAAAGAAAAGACAGCUGGUUAUUCCAACAGCAUAUUCUGAAGACGAAGAAGUGCCUGAAACUCCUGAAGCUAUUCUUAUCAUCGAACCUUCAUCUCCUGAGAAGACUAUAGUCAUACCACCCGAAGUUUCAUCUGCCAAAUCAUUACAUGAGGAGGUACGAACAUCACUAAAAAUGUAUCUAAUACGUAUGUAA